AUGUCUUCAGCAAACAAAAGAAUAGCGUUACCAGCAAGAGUUGAGCCCAAGGUUUUUUUUGCAAACGAAAGAACAUUUUUGUCAUGGUUGAAUUUCACCGUGAUUUUGGGUUCAUUGGGUGUGGGUCUUUUGAACUUUGGUGAUUCGAUAGGUAGGAUCUCAGCUGGCUUGUUCACAUUUAUUGCUAUGCUUACUAUGGUUUAUGCCUUGGUGACUUAUCACUGGAGAGCCAAGGCUAUUAGAUUAAGAGGUUCAGGCCCAUACGAUGAUAGGUUUGGUCCAACAAUGUUAUGUUUUUUCUUGUUAGCUGCUGUGAUUAUCAAUUUCAUUUUGAGGAUAAGAGGAUGA
Lodderomyces elongisporus is the source of this 348-nucleotide messenger RNA. RefSeq lists its product as uncharacterized. Gene Ontology annotation, cellular component: vacuolar transporter chaperone complex; fungal-type vacuole membrane. The coding region runs from base 1 to 348 and encodes 115 amino acids. The transcript has a single exon. NCBI's taxonomy places the organism in Eukaryota, Fungi, Ascomycota, Pichiomycetes, Serinales, Debaryomycetaceae. The record is from RefSeq and is a predicted model, not a curated record.